AUGAAGUUCGCUAUCGCCACCUCUUUCGCUCUGGCCGCCCUGCCCAGCAUGGUCUCGGCUCACUACUUCUUCCCUCACCUGUAUGUCAACGACGUCAAGUCUGAGGAGUAUGAGUACGUUCGCCGCUCGACUCAGGGAUUCCAGCCUCACUUCGGCUUCGACAUCCUGUCUAGCGACGAGAUGCGAUGCAACACUGGAGCCCAGGCCAAUGCCGGAUCAACCAAACUCGCCAGUGUCAACUCUGGUGACACCAUUGGCUUUGGCACCAACCUCGAAGCCAACAUUCAGCACCCUGGCGCAAUCCAAGUCUACAUGUCCAAGGCCACCACCGGCGAUGUUACUACCUACGACGGCUCCGGCGACUGGUUCAAGAUCUAUGAGCUGGGCGCCAACUUCCCUAUGCAAAGCUCUGGUGAGAACUGGCUAGUUUGGGGGAAGAACCGUAUCGACUUCCAGAUCCCCGCCGAGGUCCCGAGUGGCCAGUACCUUGUCCGCAUCGAGCACCUGGCUCUUCACCGUCCUUCCGGUACCGAGUUCUACUUCAACUGCGCUCAUGUCGAGGUCACCAACACUGGCUCUGCCCUCGAGCCUUCCGACUUGGUCAAGAUCCCCGGUGUCUACGAUAGCACAACGGAUGGACUGUCUCCCAACUACAGCAUUUACAGCGGUGGCACCUCUUACCCUAUGCCUGGCCCUGGCGUGUUCCCCAGCGGCUCUGAGCAGAGCGCUGAUGAGAACACAACCCCUACUACUACUAUUGUCGACUCUACCCCUUCUAGCGUCGUGACGCCUCUCGCCCAGGAAGAGACGGGCAAUGUUGGCUGCAACAGUGCCCGAGGCUUCUCUCGCCGUUACUACCGAGGUAACUAG
This is a messenger RNA of Ilyonectria robusta, 870 nucleotides long. Its product is annotated as glycosyl hydrolase family 61-domain-containing protein. The transcript has a single exon. The record is from RefSeq and is a predicted model, not a curated record. The coding region runs from base 1 to 870 and encodes 289 amino acids. NCBI's taxonomy places the organism in Eukaryota, Fungi, Ascomycota, Sordariomycetes, Hypocreales, Nectriaceae.